UGUGCCAUUCCAGAGGAGAAAGAGAAGGUCGACAGAAAGAAGAGGCGAUACACGUUCAGCUUGCUGGAGUCUGGACAGCUAGUGUGGGCCAAGAUGGCUGGAUUUUGCCCGUGGCCGGCAGUAGUGAGUCCAGACCCAUGGAGUGAUGGGCAGAGUGUGGUCGAAGAGAGAGAGGGUCGAAUCUACCACGUGGAGUUCCUCGGGAAAGACCACACCCACAACUGGAUUGUAGAGGACAAGGCUAGUAAUAGUAGCUGGUGCAUGGGGAGGAAAGAGAGGGGUAAUGAU
Messenger RNA from Geodia barretti, 288 nucleotides. Lineage: Eukaryota; Metazoa; Porifera; Demospongiae; Tetractinellida; Geodiidae. The record is from the annotation of a GenBank genome assembly.